AUGGUAAACCUAAUUUCAACGACCCUCCCCAUUGCCUUCGCGGCGGUGGCUUCGGCCAGGGUCUGCCAGAACAUCACCGUCGAGGUCGAGAUCACGGCGCGGAACGGCGUUUUCAACAUCUCGGCGCCGGAGACGAAUGUUGAUGUGACUGACUUCACACUCGACCUCGCAAAACAAGGAGGCAACCUCACAGCCCAGGUCUUGACAGAUUACGCCAACGUCGGGGGAACCUACCAGCUCGCCUCGACCUACUGCGAGCCGGACUCGGGCCCGGGCAACACCAUCCAGAUCCUGACCCACGGCAUCGGCUUCGACCGGAGCUACUGGGACUUCAGCGCCAACGCCUACAACUACAGCUACGUCGGCCCCGUCGUCGACGAGUACGGCUUCUCGACCCUGGCCUGGGACCGCCUCGGCAUCGCCCAGUCCUCCCACGGCGAGCCCGUCAACGAGAUCCAGGCCUGGCUCGAGGUCGCCGCCCUCAGGGCCCUGACCGACAAGGUCCGCGACAGCACGAUCCCGGGCCUCGAGGACCGCAAGUUCGCCAAGGUCGUCCACGUCGGGCACUCCUUCGGCUCCGGCCACACCUACGCGCUGACCGCCAUGUACCCGGACGUCUCGGACGGCAUCAUCCUGACAGGCUUCGCGCAGAACGCGACCUUCGUCGCGUCCUUCAUCCUGGGCGGCGGUCUUGUCCAGGCCAAUCUGUUGGAUGCGUUCAAGGGCAUGAACUACUCGAACGGGUACCUGGCCAGCGGGACGGAGGGCGCCGUGCAGACCAACUUCUUCGGCCCGAACAACUUCGACCCUGAGAUCCUCACCGCGGCGUACGAGGGAGGCCAGCCGGUGACGGUGGGCGAGUUGUUGACCGUCGCGGGCGAGGCGGCGUCGAUGAAUGCCUUCACCAAGCCCGUUCUUAUCAUUACUGGAGAGCGCGAUAUUCCCUUCUGCGGUGGAGACUGCCUCGCCACCGGAAACCCGGAGUUGCCCUCGAUCCCGGCGUCGUCUGCCAUGAUCUUCCAGAACGCCAGCGCUUUCGAGGCUUACAUCGUCGCUGAUGCUGGCCAUGGUCUAACUCUUAGCUACUCUCACGACGAGGUGACCGGCAAGAUGGCCGACUUCCUGUACCAGAACGGUCUUGGCUGCUUGAUUUGA
Colletotrichum karsti is the source of this 1155-nucleotide messenger RNA. RefSeq lists its product as uncharacterized. The coding region runs from base 1 to 1155 and encodes 384 amino acids. The record is from RefSeq and is a predicted model, not a curated record. The transcript is spliced from 4 exons. Lineage: Eukaryota; Fungi; Ascomycota; Sordariomycetes; Glomerellales; Glomerellaceae.